UGACAAGCGGCCGCCGGCGGGGUCAGAGUUGGUUGCUCUCUUCAGACACUUUUUGUUCCUUUGCAGUUAAGACAAGCAAAAGAAGAAGAAGGAGAAUUACAACGCCAUGGCUCCUACAAUAUAUGAGAGUUCAACAACAAAAGGUAGUGGCCCUAGCAGACCUGCCCUAGAGGCUGAGCUCAGGGAGCUGUUGGGGAAGAGGAUCAUGAUACUAGAUGGAGGGAUGGGCACCAUGAUCCAGGAGAGGCGAUUGGAGGAGGAGCACUUCAGGGGGGAGGAGUUUAAAGACCACACCCACAGCCUGAAGGGCAACAACGACCUGCUGAGCAUCACACAGAGUGACGUCAUCUACAAUAUACACAAGGAAUACCUGCUGGCCGGGGCAGACAUCAUUGAGACCAACACUUUCAGUAGCACCUGUAUCGCCCAGGCCGACUACGGACUGGAACACUUGGCUUAUCGUAUGAACAAGGUGUCAGCAGAAAUAGCCAGGAAAGCAGCAGAUGACAUCACCAACCAGACAGGUUGUAAGAGAUACGUGGCGGGCGCCGUGGGCCCCACCAAUAAAACCCUGUCUGUGUCUCCCUCAGUGGAAAGACCAGACUUCAGGAACGUCACCUUUGAUGAGCUGGCUGAGGCCUACGCCGAGCAGGUCCGGGGUCUGUUGGAUGGAGGAGCGGAUAUUAUCAUGGUGGAGACCAUCUUUGACACGGCCAACGCCAAGGCAGCACUGUUUGCUAUCGACAAACUGUUUGAAGAGAGCUACGAACCCAGACCUAUAUUUAUAUCAGGCACCAUCGUAGACAGGAGUGGUCGAACUCUCUCAGGACAGACGGGAGAGGCCUUCGUCAUCAGUGUGUCCCAUGCCAAACCCCUCUGUAUUGGUCUUAACUGUGCCUUAGGAGCCACUGAGAUGAGGCCUUUUAUUCAGGCUAUUGGGAAAUGCACCACGGCUCACGUCUUGUGCUACCCCAACGCAGGUCUCCCCAAUACGUUCGGUGGAUACGAUGAGACCCCGGAGUUGACAGCCUCACAUUUAAAGGACUUUGCUACAGAUGGUCUGGUGAAUCUGGUUGGUGGAUGCUGUGGAACGACUCCUGCACACAUCAGGGCCAUUGCUGAGAAAGUGAAGCACUGCCAUCCCAGAGUGCCCCCUACUGAUGUCUUUCAGGACUACAUGCUACUCGCAGGUCUGGAGCCAUUCAGGAUCGGUCCGUACACUAAUUUCGUCAACAUCGGCGAGCGUUGCAACGUGGCUGGAUCAAGGAAGUUCGCCAAGCUGAUCAUGUCGGGAAACUACGAGGAGGCGUUGAGCAUAGCCAAGACCCAGGUGGAGAUGGGAGCCCAGGUGUUGGACAUCAACAUGGACGAGGGGAUGUUGGAGGGUCCUGCCGCCAUGGCCCGGUUCUGCUGUCUCAUAUCCUCCGAGCCGGACAUCGCCAGGGUACCUCUGUGUAUAGACUCGUCUAACUUCCAGGUGAUCAAGGCGGGACUGAAGUGUUGUCAGGGGAAGUGUAUCGUGAACAGCAUCAGUCUGAAGGAAGGAGAAGAGGAGUUUCUCCAGAGAGCUACGACUGUCAGACGCUACGGGGCUGCCGUGGUGGUUAUGGCCUUCGACGAGGAGGGUCAGGCUACCGACACAGAGCGCAAGGUCGACAUCUGCAGCAGAGCCUAUCGUCUCCUAGUAACUCAAGUGGGCUUUGACCCCAACGACAUCAUCUUUGACCCCAACAUCCUGACCAUCGGCACGGGCAUGGAGGAACACAGCGAGUACGCCAUCAACUUCAUCAGAGCCACCAGGCUCAUUAAGGAGUCGUUACCUGGGGUCAGGAGUCGAGGAUCCCUCUCCAACCUGUCGUUCUCCUUCAGAGGCAUGGAGGUCAUCAGAGAGGCCAUGCAUGGAGCCUUCCUGUACCACGCCAUCAAGGACGGUAUGGACAUGGGCAUAGUGAACGCUGGCAGCCUGCCUGUCUAUGAUGAUAUCGACAAGGAGCUCCUGCUCAUGUGUGAGAACCUUAUCUGGAACAAAGACCCGGAGGCCACAGAGAAACUACUGCUGUACGCACAGGUAUAUGGUACAACUGGAGGGAUACUGGUCCAGACGGAUGGCUGGAGUAUGGGCUCAUCAAGGUUGGUAGGAGAGAGGCUGGAGUAUGGGCUCAUCAAGGGUAUAGAUAAGUAUGUGGUAGAGGACACAGAGGAGGCGAGGUCCCAGGCUGAGCUCUAUCCGAGGCCCCUACACGUCAUCGAGGGGCUGAUGAACGGCAUGAAGGUGGUGGGAGACCUGUUUGGAGCUGGGAAAAUGUUCCUACCUCAGGUGAUAAAGUCAGCACGUGUGAUGAAGAAGGCUGUCGCCCACCAUCCCUUCAUGGAGAAGGAGAGAGAGGCCAUGCUACUGGCAUCAGGAUCAGUAGAGGAGAUUGACCCCUACCAGGGAACCAUUCUGUUGGCCACAGUGAAGGGAGAUGUCAUCAUCGGAAAGAACAUUGUAGGAGUGGUGCUGGGCUGCAACAACUUCAGAGUGAUCGAUCUGGGGGUCAUGAUUCCAUGCGACAGGAUAUUGAGGGAAGCCAUCGACUGCAAAGCAGACAUCAUCGGUCUGUCUGGCCUCAUCACGCCCUCGCUGGAUGAGAUGAUCUACGUUGCCAAGGAGAUGGAGCGGCUUGGGAUGAAGACCCCACUGCUGAUCGGAGGGGCCACCACCUCCAAGACCCACACGGCAGUGAAGAUCGCUCCCCGUUACAGCUGUCCUGUGGUGCAUGUUCUGGAUGCUUCCAGGAGUGUGGUGGUGGAGAGGCGCUUCCUGUCUCUAGCCCAGGCCAGGGAGAAAGGACUCCAUGUGGAUUGGCUUUCUCAGGCCAAACCAGUGUGUCCUCAGUUCCUGGGUACCCGUGUGUUUGAGGGGUAUGACCUGCGGAGGCUGGUGGACUACAUCGACUGGAAGCCUUUCUUUGACGUGUGGCAGCUGAGAGGGAAGUACCCUAACAGAGGAUACCCCAAGAUCUUCAAGGACAAAACCGUGGGUGAGGAGGCUCGGAGGGUGUUUGACGAUGCCCAGCGGCUCCUCAACAGACUGAUAGAUAAUAAGGGUCUCUGGGGGCGUGGCCUGGUGGGCUUCUGGCCCGCCCAGAGUGUAGGAGACGACAUCCAGGUGUACGAACAUGACGUUACACCCCGCUCCCCCACGCCCCUCGCCACCUUCUAUGGACUACGCCAACAGGCAGAGAAGGACAGUGCCAGCUCAGACCCCUACUACUGCCUGUCCGACUUCGUGGCCCCGAGGACCAGCCGUGUGUCUGACUACAUGGGGAUGUUUGCUGUAGCUGUGUUCGGAGCGGAGGAGCUGAGCAAACAGUUUGAGACCCAGGGAGACGACUACAACAGUAUCAUGGUGAAGGCUCUGGCUGACCGCCUGGCUGAG
This is a messenger RNA of Oncorhynchus gorbuscha (pink salmon), 3421 nucleotides long. RefSeq names its product methionine synthase-like. NCBI's taxonomy places the organism in Eukaryota, Metazoa, Chordata, Actinopteri, Salmoniformes, Salmonidae. Gene Ontology annotation, molecular function: methionine synthase activity; cobalamin binding; zinc ion binding. Gene Ontology annotation, biological process: pteridine-containing compound metabolic process. The record is from RefSeq and is a predicted model, not a curated record.